AUGCAAAUUAGGCGUCAGACACUGAAUGGAAUUUAUUCAAGGUUUGAGCUACAAGUGGUAACAUUGGUCACCGCAUCUAUCGUAAUUUAUAGGAAUCAUACGGUUCCACUUCAGACCAACGUUCUAAAUAACCGUAUAUUAUUCGAAAUACAAAAGAGCUAUCAUAUAAAUGGGUUACAGGUUGGUGAAGUGGUAACAACCAUCCCUACUAUUGGAUUCAAUGUAGAAACAGUUGUUCACAAAAAUCUUAAAUUUCAAGUAUGGGAUUUAGGCGGUCAAACUAGUAUUCGACCAUAUUGGCGUUGUUAUUAUGCGAAUACCGAUGCUAUUAUUUAUGUAGUGGAUAGUAUGGAUAAAGAUCGAGUUGGAAUUUCUAAACAAGAAUUAUUUUCUAUGCUUGAGGAGGAAGAGCUUCGUGGUGCUGUACUGGUAAUAUUGGCAAAUAAACAAGAUAUAUCUGGUUGUAUGACUAUCAGUGAAGUAGCACAAUCACUUGGCUUAGCUGCAAUUAAAAAUCGACGUUACCAAUUAUUUAAAACAUCUGCAUUAAAAGGUGAAGGAUUGGAAGAAGCCAUGGAUUGGUUAUCGAACACUCUGUGUACACAGAAAUGA
This is a messenger RNA of Schistosoma guineensis, 612 nucleotides long. Lineage: Eukaryota; Metazoa; Platyhelminthes; Trematoda; Strigeidida; Schistosomatidae. The record is from the annotation of a GenBank genome assembly.